CACGGAGGGACUUCUCUGCAUUUCCAAGCAGAUUGCGACUUGCCUCUGUGUCCACGGAUGUCCUGUUUUCAAACUAUUUGAAGACUGCAUCAUCCUGCCUCCAGCACCAGCAGUUUCUCUGUUCUUGAUCAAUGUAAUUCAGAGGAACUUUUAAAGUAACAAACGAAAUGAGCCAGGGCCGUGGAAAAUAUGACUUUUAUAUUGGUCUGGGAUUGGCUAUGAGCUCUAGCAUUUUCAUUGGAGGGAGUUUCAUUUUGAAAAAAAAAGGCCUUCUGCGACUUGCCAGAAAAGGCUCCAUGAGAGCAGGUCAAGGUGGCCAUGCAUAUCUUAAAGAAUGGUUGUGGUGGGCUGGACUGCUAUCAAUGGGAGCUGGCGAGGUGGCCAACUUCGCUGCGUACGCCUUUGCCCCGGCCACCCUCGUGACCCCGCUAGGGGCGCUCAGCGUCCUGGUGAGUGCCAUUCUUUCUUCAUACUUUCUAAAUGAAAGACUUAACCUUCAUGGAAAAAUUGGAUGUUUGCUAAGUAUUCUGGGAUCUACAGUUAUGGUUAUUCAUGCUCCAAAAGAAGAGGAGAUUGAGACUUUAAAUGAAAUGUCUCACAAGCUAGGAGAUCCAGGUUUUGUGGUCUUUGCGACACUUGUGGUCAUUGUGUCCUUGAUAUUAAUCUUUGUGGUUGGACCUCGCCAUGGACAGACAAACAUUCUUGUGUAUAUCACAAUCUGCUCUGUAAUUGGAGCGUUUUCAGUCUCCUGUGUUAAGGGCCUGGGCAUUGCUAUCAAAGAGCUGCUUGCUGGAAAGCCUGUGCUGCGACAUCCCCUGGCCUGGAUUCUGCUGCUGAGCCUUAUAGUCUGUGUGAGCACACAGAUUAACUACCUGAACAGGGCCCUGGACAUAUUCAACACUUCCAUCGUGACUCCAAUAUAUUACGUAUUCUUUACAACGUCAGUUUUAACUUGCUCAGCUAUUCUUUUCAAGGAGUGGCAAGAUAUGCCUGUGGAUGAUGUCAUUGGUACUCUGAGUGGCUUCUUUACAAUCAUUGUGGGAAUAUUCUUGUUGCAUGCCUUUAAAGACGUCAGCUUUAGUCUCGCAAGUCUGCCUGUGUCUUUUCGGAAAGAUGAAAAAGCAAUGAAUGGCAGUCUCUGUAAUAUGUAUGAAGUUCUUAAUAAUGAUGAAGAGAGCUUCGCCUGUGGAAUUGAACAACACACUGCUGAAAAUAUCUCCCGAAGAAAUGGAAAUCUGACAGCUUUUUAAUAAGAAAGGUAUAAUUAAAAGGUUGAUCGAUAAUUGUGUUCUAAAGUGAAUUUGAGUAUCCGAAUGUGUCUGAAAAAGCAUUGUUCUCAAAUAAUGUUCUCUAGAGACAAUCUUUUUUAAGGUUUCACUAAUCUGGACCAAGAAAUUACUUUUCUUAUAUUUA
Kogia breviceps (pygmy sperm whale) is the source of this 1413-nucleotide messenger RNA. RefSeq names its product NIPA magnesium transporter 2 (gene NIPA2). Lineage: Eukaryota; Metazoa; Chordata; Mammalia; Artiodactyla; Physeteridae. Gene Ontology annotation, molecular function: magnesium ion transmembrane transporter activity. The record is from RefSeq and is a predicted model, not a curated record. Gene Ontology annotation, cellular component: membrane. Gene Ontology annotation, biological process: magnesium ion transport.